AUGAAGUGCGCGGCAUAUGUUGCGGUGUUGGCGGUAUUGGUGAGGAACUCCCACGAAGCCAUCCUCAAACUGCCUACAUACUUGAAACCCUGCUCCAGAAACGAUUCCAACUUUAAUGCCUGCGCUCUGAAGAACGGAAUUUCAGCUUUGCCUAAACUUGUCAAAGGAGACGCGAGCCUGCACAUCCCAGUGCUGGACCCACUCCGUCUGGACCGCAUCGACGUGAAGCAAGGCUCGGGCCCCGUCAGGGUCGAGCUGGCGCUCACCGACGUCUCCGUGCAAGGCCUCAAGGACGCCGAUCUCAAGGCCAUCGAUUUCGAUUUGGCCAAAAACACUCUGAACGUGAACUUUAUAGUGAAGAAACGGGCAGAUGUCAGUUCCAGGUAUAGCGUAGAUGGCCAAAUCCUUGUCCUGCCAAUAAAAGGUGACGGAGAUUUCAACCUAAAGAUUGAUGGCUUGGAAGGCACAUUCAAGUGCAAGUUCGACCUUAUCAAGAAGGAAGAUGGAAAGCAGUACGCCAAGAUUCGUGACAACAGUUUUGAUUUUGAGAUUUCAAACGCGAUUUUCGAUCUGAAGAACCUUUUUAAUGGCGACAAAGUCUUAGGCGACACGAUGAACACCUUCCUGAACGAGAACUGGAGGGAGGUGUACGGCGAGAUCAAGCCUGCCGUGGCUGAGGUGGUGAGGACUGUCAUCGUGAGGAUACUGGACGAGUUCACCAGCCUGCUGCCGUACGACGAGCUGUUCGCCGCCUGAUACUACGUCUUAACUAAGUUAAAUACCUUAUAAUUGUAAAUAAUCCAAUAAAUUACGUAAACCGUC
Messenger RNA from Bacillus rossius redtenbacheri, 822 nucleotides. Its product is annotated as protein takeout-like. The transcript is spliced from 6 exons. Bases 1 to 756 code for a protein of 251 amino acids. NCBI's taxonomy places the organism in Eukaryota, Metazoa, Arthropoda, Insecta, Phasmatodea, Bacillidae. The record is from RefSeq and is a predicted model, not a curated record.